Heterotrigona itama is the source of this 1388-nucleotide messenger RNA. The record is from the annotation of a GenBank genome assembly. Lineage: Eukaryota; Metazoa; Arthropoda; Insecta; Hymenoptera; Apidae.
GUUAACGAGACACGGCGGAAGAGAAAGAGAGACGGGGAGACGAAGUAAAUAAGGAGAAGACUGCCAACCAAUGGUCGGAGACCGCUGACAAGUUAAAAACAGCCGAAGGUUGCUCAAAAACUUAACGCGAAUAUGACCGUAGAAAGUCGCGAGUGUCAGUUUCGUGGUUCGUCGCCGCGGACGAAUGUUGAGAACGCGGUCCUACGACUUUCUACUUCCGGCUGAUUUAUCGCCCGUAGUAUGAUUUACCGCCGGUAUAUUUCAAAAGUAGUCCCGGCCGCUACCGGUGAAUUUACGUCCGCGUGAAUCGCGCUCGUGACAUCGACGCUCGAGUAGAGGGGCAGAGUCAGAAUGAACUCGAGACGAGACGAAGAACCCGCCACCGUUGCCGACGAAACGACGUGACGUUACAUCGCUCGGCUAGUCCAUAAAUAUUAUUUGUGUUCGAUUGACGAACGCCGCGAGUCGCGGACGCGGGACGAGAAGUAUUCAUUCGCGCGACGAAACGAAGGAGACAGAGAGAAAGGGAGAAAAAAGAAAACGAAAGAAGGAGCUUGGAAUUGAAAAGAAGUAGGCGACAAAGUUCCUGAAGAGACGAAACAUCGCUCACGGGCCAACUCGCCGGGGACAAAUGUAAAUUUAAAAGGUGCCUUGUACUGAGAGCCAGCUGCAACCGUGUUAAUCAGUAGAAUUAGUGCACGCGCGGUCAUCCUCGGCAUGACAGACACGGAGAAAAAGUACACUAGCGCCUAUGGAAGGCUGCGAAGAUUGACGAGUACUAUAGACGGCCAGAUUCGACAGAUCAGUAAUUCAAAGAGGCGUUCAUGCUCUUCGACAAGGACGAGGAUGGCACAAUCACGAUGGCGGAACUCGGCGUGGUCAUGCGAUCACUGGGACAGCGACCGUCUGAGACGGAAUUACGAGAUAUGGUGAACGAGGUGGAUCAAGAUGGCAACGGUACCAUCGAGUUCAACGAGUUCUUGCAGAUGAUGUCAAAGAAGAUGAAAGGUGCCGACGGAGAGGACGAAUUGCGCGAAGCAUUCAGAGUGUUCGACAAGAACAACGACGGUCUGAUCUCGUCGAAGGAGUUGCGACACGUGAUGACGAAUCUCGGGGAGAAGCUGUCGGAGGAAGAAGUGGACGAUAUGAUCAAGGAAGCGGAUUUGGAUGGCGACGGAAUGGUGAACUACGAAGAAUUAGUUCGGUGGUCACGGAUCGGACAAGAAGCUAUCCAGCUGCCGGAAGUCUUCGUCGAAAAACAGAAUCAAGCCCGUGAAGUUCCUCCCCCGAGUCGUAGCAGGACGUUCAUCCCCUCCAACCCUACCGACCGAGGCAUCGACUACGAAACUCAUACGAGAUUAACAACGUACCAGGGGGAAACUAGCUGA